This is a messenger RNA of Choloepus didactylus (southern two-toed sloth), 2657 nucleotides long. It is a transcript of the gene MAZ, whose product is annotated as MYC associated zinc finger protein. The transcript has 5 exons. Gene Ontology annotation, cellular component: nucleus. Bases 292 to 1713 code for a protein of 473 amino acids. Gene Ontology annotation, molecular function: DNA-binding transcription activator activity, RNA polymerase II-specific; RNA polymerase II cis-regulatory region sequence-specific DNA binding. NCBI's taxonomy places the organism in Eukaryota, Metazoa, Chordata, Mammalia, Pilosa, Megalonychidae. Gene Ontology annotation, biological process: regulation of transcription by RNA polymerase II. The record is from RefSeq and is a predicted model, not a curated record.
GCCGCCGCCCGGGCCCCCGCCCCCGGCCCCUGGCCCUCGGCCCCGCGGGGCCUCCCGCCCCCACCCAGGGGGCGUCGCUGCCGCCGUCGCCGCCGUGCUUCGCGGCCCGCAAGGCACCUUCCUUCCCUCCCUCCCGCCGGCCGGGGUGCGCGGGCGGCGGGGCGGCCCGCGGGCCAUGCGUUCGGCGCGGCCCAGCCCGGCCGGCCGGGGGCGGUGCCCCGAGCCCAGGCCCCGCGCAGCCCGCGCCCCCGGCCACCGCUGAGCCCCGCGAGCCCCACCGCGGCCGAGGCCAUGUUCCCCGUGUUCCCUUGCACGCUGCUGGCCCCCCCCUUCCCCGUGCUGGGCCUGGACUCCCGGGGGGUGGGCGGCCUCAUGAACUCCUUCCCGCCACCUCAGGGUCACGCCCAGAACCCCCUGCAGGUCGGGGCUGAGCUCCAGUCCCGCUUCUUUGCCUCCCAGGGCUGCGCCCAGAGUCCAUUCCAGGCCGCGCCGGCGCCCCCGCCCACGCCCCAGGCCCCGGCGGCCGAGCCCCUCCAGGUGGACUUGCUCCCGGUCCUCGCCGCCGCCCAGGAGUCCGCCGCGGCCGCUGCAGCCGCCGCUGCUGCCGCCGCCGCGGCCGCAGUCGCUGCCGCGCCCCCGACUCCGGCAGCUGCCUCCACGGUGGACACAGCGGCCCUGAAGCAGCCCCCGGCACCCCCUCCGCCGCCCCCGCCCGUGUCGGCACCCGCGGCCGAGGCCGCGCCCCCCUCCUCUGCCGCCACAAUCGCCGCAGCCGCAGCCACAGCGGUCGUAGCCCCAACCUCGACGGUCGCCGUGGCCCCCGUCGCGUCUGCCUUGGAGAAGAAGACAAAGAGCAAGGGGCCCUACAUCUGCGCCCUGUGCGCCAAAGAGUUCAAGAACGGCUAUAAUCUUCGGAGGCACGAGGCCAUCCACACGGGAGCCAAGGCCGGCCGGGUUCCCUCGGGUGCAAUGAAGAUGCCCACCAUGGUGCCCCUGAGCCUCCUGAGUGUGCCCCAGCUGAGCGGAGCCGGCGGGGGAGGGGGAGAAGCUGGCGCUGGCGGCGGAGCGGCCGCCGUGGCCGCAGGUGGCGUGGUAACCACCACCGCCUCGGGCAAGCGCAUCCGGAAGAACCACGCCUGCGAGAUGUGUGGCAAGGCCUUCCGCGAUGUCUACCACCUGAAUCGGCACAAGCUGUCGCACUCGGACGAGAAGCCCUACCAGUGCCCGGUGUGCCAGCAGCGCUUCAAGCGCAAGGACCGCAUGAGCUACCACGUGCGCUCACAUGACGGCGCUGUGCACAAGCCCUACAACUGCUCCCACUGUGGCAAGAGCUUCUCCCGGCCGGAUCACCUCAACAGUCACGUCAGACAAGUGCACUCAACAGAACGACCCUUCAAAUGUGAGAAAUGUGAGGCAGCUUUUGCUACGAAGGAUCGGCUCCGGGCACACACAGUGCGACACGAGGAGAAGGUGCCAUGUCACGUGUGUGGCAAGAUGCUGAGCUCGGCAUACAUUUCGGACCACAUGAAGGUGCACAGCCAGGGCCCUCACCACGUCUGUGAGCUCUGCAACAAAGGUACUGGUGAGGUCUGUCCAAUGGCGGCAGCAGCGGCGGUGGCAGCAGUGGCAGCCCCUCCCACCGGUGUGGGCUCCCUCUCUGGGGCCGAGGGGGUGCCUGUGAGCUCUCAGCCACUUCCCUCCCAGCCCUGGUGAGCUCCAAGUUGGUGGGGGCAAGAGGGAAGAGAGGAGCAAAGUCCCUUGGUACCCUCUCCUCUUCUCCCUGCUCUUCCCACCAACUCCUCGCUACUUCUCCCACCAACCAAGGCGCCUCCGGAAGGAAAGGAAGAAGUGUUUUCUUAGGGGAUUUCACUAGGUUUUAACAAUUUGUUUCUCCCGCUCCUCUCUUCUCCCUGUCAGACCUGACCCUACACACACCCAUCCCUUCGGUUGUGUGGAAGCCCCCUGGACAGUGGGCAGGGGUGGUAGAGGACAGGACUGGCCACUGCCCUUCCCCACCCUCCUCUGUAAUGCCCUGCCCUCCCAGAGGUUUGAGAGCCUCUUCCCUCAGUGGUCUCUCUUGCUCUCCUCCUCCUAGUCCCCUCCCCUCUACUGUCUGCUACCCCUCCCUGGGGAGCUGGUGCUUUUUUUUUUUUUCCAUGGGGAGGGAGGAGAGGAAGGAAGGGAAUCAAAAAAAAAAAAAAAAAGAUUCUGUCCCAGACAGGAAAAGGGGAGAUGCAAAAAGGGGCAGAAGCAGGAAAGGUAAAGGUUGUACCUUCAUAAGGUGGGGUUGUUUGGGGUCAGGCUGUAAAUGUCACCCCUAUUUAAGAAUCAGGGGAAAAAAAGUCUGGGGGAGCAAAGGAGGGAGCCACUAGGGCCAGAGGCAAAAUAAGAGAUGGAAUCUUAGGGGGCCAGGAUAAGUGGGGGGAUCCAGGGACUAGAGGUGCUUCCUGGGGUGGGGGGAAUGCAGCUGCAGUCUCUCCCCCUUCCCUCUUCCACUCCAGCUCCAGCCCUGGCCUUUUCUUUUAAUCCCUCUUCCUCACGAUAGAAGCUGUGGCCCUGGCCAUGUCAUCGUGUUCCUGUGUCCCUUGCAUGUUCCCUACCCUUCACCUCCCUCCCUUUGGUGAACCCCAUUACAAUAAAUUUUAAAUAAAAACCUG